Neofelis nebulosa (Clouded leopard) is the source of this 3031-nucleotide messenger RNA. It is a transcript of the gene TFAP2A, whose product is annotated as transcription factor AP-2 alpha. Gene Ontology annotation, biological process: regulation of cell population proliferation; anatomical structure development; regulation of transcription by RNA polymerase II. NCBI's taxonomy places the organism in Eukaryota, Metazoa, Chordata, Mammalia, Carnivora, Felidae. The record is from RefSeq and is a predicted model, not a curated record. Gene Ontology annotation, molecular function: RNA polymerase II transcription regulatory region sequence-specific DNA binding; DNA-binding transcription factor activity, RNA polymerase II-specific. Bases 258 to 1553 code for a protein of 431 amino acids. Gene Ontology annotation, cellular component: nucleus. The transcript has 7 exons.
AUCCUAACCGCUCACGGCAGGAUAGAGACCGUGGGCUCGACCAGCUGAAGGCGCCGCUCCAAUCGGUGGUUCAAGUUCGGAUGGACCAGAGCGGGGCUCCAGCGCUCGCGGGAGCGUCUGCGCCGUGACCGGAGUCCUGGGUGGCGCGGGGCUCUCAGCGCCUUUUGUGUGGGGCGCGCUCGGGCGGCGGGGCAGCCGGGCUCUCCAGGCUUGCUUGUUUUUUUCCACCCUGACUCGUUACCCCAGACUCUUCGCAGAUGUUAGUUCACAGUUUUUCAGCUAUGGACCGUCACGACGGCACCAGCAACGGGACGGCACGGUUGCCCCAGCUGGGCACUGUAGGUCAAUCUCCCUACACGAGCGCCCCGCCGCUGUCCCACACCCCCAAUGCCGACUUCCAGCCCCCAUACUUCCCCCCGCCCUACCAGCCUAUCUACCCCCAGUCGCAAGAUCCUUACUCCCACGUCAACGACCCCUACAGCCUGAACCCCCUGCACGCCCAGCCGCAGCCGCAGCACCCGGGCUGGCCCGGCCAGAGGCAGAGCCAGGAGUCUGGGCUCCUGCACACGCACCGGGGGCUGCCCCACCAGCUUUCGGGCCUGGAUCCUCGCAGGGACUACCGGCGGCACGAAGACCUCCUGCACGGCCCACACGGGCUUAGCUCAGGACUCGGAGACCUCCCGAUCCACUCCUUACCUCACGCCAUCGAGGACGUCCCGCAUGUAGAAGACCCGGGUAUUAACAUCCCAGAUCAAACUGUAAUUAAGAAAGGCCCCGUGUCCCUGUCCAAAUCCAACAGCAACGCCGUCUCCGCCAUCCCCAUAAACAAGGACAACCUCUUCGGCGGCGUCGUGAACCCCAACGAAGUCUUCUGUUCAGUUCCGGGUCGCCUCUCGCUCCUCAGCUCCACCUCGAAGUACAAGGUCACGGUGGCGGAAGUACAGCGGCGCCUCUCACCGCCCGAGUGUCUCAACGCUUCGCUGCUGGGCGGAGUGCUGCGGAGGGCGAAGUCUAAAAAUGGAGGAAGAUCUUUAAGAGAAAAACUGGACAAAAUAGGAUUAAAUCUGCCAGCAGGGAGACGUAAAGCUGCCAAUGUCACUCUGCUCACAUCACUAGUGGAGGGAGAAGCCGUCCACCUAGCCAGGGACUUUGGGUACGUGUGCGAAACCGAAUUUCCUGCCAAAGCAGUAGCUGAAUUUCUCAACCGACAACAUUCCGAUCCCAAUGAGCAAGUGACAAGAAAAAACAUGCUCCUGGCUACAAAACAGAUAUGCAAAGAGUUCACUGACCUGCUGGCUCAGGACCGAUCUCCCCUGGGGAACUCACGGCCCAACCCCAUCCUGGAGCCCGGCAUCCAGAGCUGUUUGACCCACUUCAACCUCAUCUCCCACGGCUUCGGCAGCCCAGCGGUGUGCGCCGCGGUCACGGCCCUGCAGAACUAUCUCACCGAGGCCCUCAAGGCCAUGGACAAAAUGUACCUCAGCAACAACCCCAACAGCCACACGGACAACAGCGCCAAAAGCAGUGACAAAGAGGAGAAACACAGAAAGUGAGGCUGUCCUCCCGCCCUGCGCCUCCCCGCCCAGCGAGCCCACCCACUCGGUCGUCUCCCCCCACCUACCACCGCAGGCAGGUGACAGCUUCGGAAUCAGCGAACCCCACUGCUGCUACUGCUGUUGCUGCUGCCGCCGCCGCCACCCACAGCCCUCCAGAGUCCGAGAGAGGGGCCCUGUCUCUUCCGGCAGCGGGACCGCCCCUGCUGACUCCGCCCCCCCUGCCUCGACUUCCCUCCCCCCCCCCCCACCAGCACCAACUCCCCCGCCCUUUGCCCUCCUGUGGAGCCUAAGAGAACAGAACAGGCCUCGAAGCCAGCAAAGAAAAGUUCUGUCCAAGUGUGUGAACCUUUUUUAAAAAACAAAAACACAAAACAGAAAAACCAACAGGAACCCAACAGUGACAACCACCACAAAAAAAAAAAAAAAAAAAAAAAAAAAAAUUUUUUUUUUUUUUCUAAAAAAAAGAACAUAAAAAUGAAAAAAAAAAAAAGAUACGAGCUUCAUGGGACUGAGUCACCACCUUCCCUUACAUACUUCGGUUCAGAUUGUAGCCAUACUAAAAAAAAAAAAAAAAAAAGCCAAAAGGAUAAUGACAUUUUUAUCAGUAUUGUGAAUAAACUUGAACACAAACACAGGAAUUUCCAUGUCAUGUCUUCAGUUGUAGAAGUUUUUCCUCUUCAAGGUAAAGCGACCAACUUGAACUUUCUCUGGCAACACGAUUCACAGUUAUAUAAGGGAAUCAGUGUUCACGUCUCUGUAUAUAUUUAUUUAUGUGUAAUUUAAUGGGAAUUGUAAAUAUGGUGAGUCUGUUUUAAGCCUCUUUUUUUUUUUUUUUUUAAUUUAUCUGGUGAUCUCGUUUACCUCUUGUUUAGUGGGUUUUGAAUCUUCCCUAUUAGUUCUUCAUGUGGUUCAUGGUACUUAUUUAGAAAUUCAAGGUUUGGGGGAUUUUUUUUUUUUCCUCCUCUGGGAUUCAUGAAUUUAGCCCUGUUGUAGCAUGUUAAAGACGACAAGGAGACAGCUGAACGAAGGAAAAAAAAAAAAAGCCAACUAAAAUUUUAUAUAUAAUUAGUAUUACAUUUAGCUUUCCAUUGAACUGAAAGAAAAAAAUGUGAUAUCGGACCCUGGAAAGAGUUUUAAACUUGAGCGGUUUGAUGACCCUUCUAUGUAUUGUGGGGAGAAAAAAAAAAGUUUAUCUUAUUCCACUAUCCUCCCUUGAAAGGAUCAUUCCAGCAAUAAAUGAGUAUUGUCUUUAAACCAAGGGUAAGGGAUUCCCCCCCCCUCCUCUCUCUUUCUCUCUCUCUUUUUGUUGAAAGAACUUCAAACAUUUGGGACCACCUGGUAUUCUGUAUUUUCACUGGCCAUUUUGGAAGCAGUUGUAGUUGUAUUGUAUUGACUUGUGCUGGCAGUAGUUUUCAUGCCUGUCAAUGUAUCAUAGUCCUUUGUUGCCCAGAUAAAUAAAUAUUUGAUACGCUUUA